This is a messenger RNA of Hyaloperonospora brassicae, 1095 nucleotides long. The record is from the annotation of a GenBank genome assembly. NCBI's taxonomy places the organism in Eukaryota, Oomycota, Peronosporomycetes, Peronosporales, Peronosporaceae.
AUGUCGGAAGGCGCGUUCGACCGUCGCGGGUGCAGCUUCGCCGCCGACGUGGACGCGGCCAUUGAGCGCGUGGUCCGCGACUUGGAGGGCCGCGACGUGGCGCUGCGGCUGGACGCUCUGCGGGCUCUGAGCGCCCACGCGCGACUCGCGUUCGAGACGGCGCGAGCGCGCGAACGGCUCGGACAACACCCCGUGGCGAUGGAUCUGAUCACGGGCGUCACGAGUCCGUCGCCGGUGUACAAGACGCUGGCCGAGACGCUGACGGUGGAAAGCUGCGGCUGCGUCUACGACGGCCGGCGGGACGUGGUCAUGACCACGAGCGUGUGUUGGCCGUUGAGGCGCUCGAGAGCGAGCGUUAAGAAGCGCAAACAGACGGCAGGUACGUGUGCGACGGACGGCACGAAGAAGAUGUACACCAACUACAGGUUCGAGAGGACGAGGAGGCGCGAGGCGGAGGAGGAGAGAGAUGGAGUCGAUGGGGCCGAGUGGUCGCUCGUCAAGUUCUCGCUCGUGGUGGCGUUUGGCGACGACGAUCCGUCGCCCCGAGAGCUGCUGUACUUUGAACUGGCGUGUGAACAUUCGUAUCCCAAGAGUCACUACGAGGAUCAACACGGAUCGGUGCUGCUGUCGAGGGAAGGCGAAGAAGAAGAAGAAGUGGAAGGCGAAGGGGAAGACGAGCGAGUGGAUGAGCGACUGGAUGGUGACGAAGCGUGCAAGAAGAAGGAGAAGAAGGCGGAGGGGAAGGAGGACGACGAGCAGGUGGUACAGAAGAUCAACGUGAAGGCAGUGGACGAGGCAAAGAGAGACGACGACGAGACGUUUGGGGAGGAACAGCGCGACUUUCGCUUCGACAACGGCGUGCUGGCUGACAUGGCCGAGUGGAUGCGACCGUCGGGCGAGGACGACGAGCUGGAUCCCGUCGACGUGGUCGGGUUUUUCUUGGCGCUGCCGGUGUAUGAGGACGAGUGGCUUAUCGACGAGCGCGUGUGCGCGAUUCUGUUUCCAGAUGGAACGGAAGGUGACGGUCGCGAUGAUAGUGGAAGCGAGACCGAGGAAGAGAACGCUGAUGGAGCAUCGAAACCGAUGCGACGGUAG